AUGGAGGAAGAAAUUCUCAGACAGAUCAUCGACGAAGGGCUUUUGGACGGAAUAGAUCUGCAAAGCUUGGAUCCGGCGCAGGAAGAUGAACUCAGCGAACGCAUUGCCGAAGCAUAUCGAAGGAGGCAUCUUCGCCAACCUAUUCCUCGUCACAAUGUGCGCGGUGACGGGGACAAUCGUUCUCGGGAUCCUAGAAGCCGUCAAUCCAGGUCAAAUAGCGUUGACGUGCGCCCUCCCGUCACUCGAUCACAUUUACUUGAAGCACCAUCUCAGAGAACCGAUCCCUCAAACCGCCAACAAAGGAGCUCCUCUGAUCAGGGUGUGAGGCGUCGAGCAACGUCACCAACACAUAGAACGGCUGCGUCUUCAUCGGACGCACUCAUUCAGCCGGCAGUGAGGUCGUCUAGUGAUUUAUCUGGUCCACGACGCCCUUCCCAGAAUAAUUCCACCUCAGAAUCGUUCCGCCACCGCACGGCAUCAUCUCUCUCGUCCUCUAGACGGAGCGGUGAAUUCGAACGCAGGACCGUCAUCAUCACGAAGCGAAACAGCCGCGAUGCAAUCAACGGGACAUUCAAUAUGAUGUCUACAAGACCUGCAAUCGAUGUAAUGAUGGCAAUUACAAUCUGUGUUUACCUUGCUAUCGAAUGGGCCGCGGAUGCCUUCACUGGUUUGGAUUUGGACACAGUGCCCAGGCCCGAUUUGAGAAGAAAUAUCCAGCAGGUAGUUCAGAUGUCCCAGAACCGCCGCACGUCUUACAAUCACGCAGCACAGAACCGGCCGAAUAGCUCCAGAAGACGAACAAAGGACGAUCCUGCAAAACGAUUGCAAAGAGGCAUGUUUUGUGAUAUGUGCCAAUCAUUUUCAGAUGACUGCUUUUGGACAUGCAGCGAAUGCAACGGCGGAGAAUGGGGUUUUUGCAAUAGUUGUGUCAACCAAGGCAAAUGCUGUACACAUGCUCUCCUACCAAUCGGUCGAGUGCCGCAGGGUGAUAUUGUCCCUGGUCAUCCAGCAAGCUCGUCUCCCGUCGUGACAUCCGAUUAUGUAUCAGCAAAUACCAUCAAGGUUGGUAGUGACUCCUACCGGCCACUUACCUUCUCCACAAAAUGCAAUAACUGCACGUAUCCAAUUCCACCAUCGACAAGCCGGUUCCACUGCCCAACAUGCAAUGACGGGGACUACGAUCUUUGCACAAACUGCUAUUUGAAACUCGGGGCGAACGGAAAAAUCAGUAAAGGCAAUGGACGAAACGGCUGGAGAAGGUGUCUACAGGGCCACCGAAUGAUAAUCGUCGGCUUUGAGGACCACCCAGAUGGUCAGAGACGAGCUAUAGUCAAGGAUGUCGUGGGAGGCCAUGCUUUGAAAGACGAUGUAGCUGUAGCUGUAGCUGCGGCGGCGGCGGCAACCCCCACAACAAGCGACAACGCAAGCACGACUCCCAAUUCCAACGGCGCCGUCCUGAUCCCCGUUCGCCGAGAUUCCGGAGACUGGACGUGGAAAGAGGAAAGCUCAGGCACCACCAGCAUCACCCACCGUCGACGCUUUCCGCGAACAAGAACGGCCUGGUCGAACUCAUCUCCAACCUCGCUGGCCGAUCCAUCCGCGAAUACUCCCUUUUCCUCCCAUUUCCCGCCAUCAGGUGGUGUUGGGCUGCGUCUCUUGGCUCGUUGGUCGUAUUACCCGGAGCCCGACGUGACGGAUGAAAUUAUGUUCCCAUGCGGUGCGGAGAUUACGGAGGCGGACAACAUCAAUGAUGACUGGAUGUGGGGAUGCUAUGCGGGGCAAAAAGGUCUGUUUCCCGGGUCAUAUGUGGUGGUUAUAGGGGAAGUAAGGUUGGAGUAG
This is a messenger RNA of Histoplasma mississippiense, 1839 nucleotides long. RefSeq lists its product with no specific name. The coding region runs from base 1 to 1839 and encodes 612 amino acids. Gene Ontology annotation, molecular function: protein binding. The transcript is spliced from 4 exons. The record is from RefSeq and is a predicted model, not a curated record. Lineage: Eukaryota; Fungi; Ascomycota; Eurotiomycetes; Onygenales; Ajellomycetaceae.